AAAAAAUAAAAGAUUGACAUUGACAGUUAUAAAUUUGUAGGUUAGAAAAUUUAUCGGAAUUUAUUUUACAUAGUAUUGUAUACUUCGAUUACAUUUUGUGACUGAAAAAAGCAAUUAUCAACUAAAAUGCGACUAUCACCAGUUCUGCGGCGGCAACACAUUGAUUUUAUGUUUAAAAAACAUUGGCUGGUUCAAGGUAAAAGAAUACCUAUCGAAACGGGCGCUGAAGAAAAAUUAAAAAAGAAAGGUAUAAAAGUUGAAGAUGCACUCGAAUUCAUAAAAGAAAAACCCGUAAAACACGAAAGAAUCCAGAUUGUAGGACCAUAUGAAAGACCAUUACCCCUUGACGAAAAUCAUCCAGAAUACAAAGAGAUACCCUGUUACACUCUUAAACACACAAAUGUACUCCUAGAAGGAUUAUCACAAGCCCAAGUUCUUACUAAAACCAUUGUAGCUGAUGGGACACUACCCCCAAAGAUCGAGGAACUAGCACAACUGCCGGCUCCUGCAGCCAUCCAUGAGAAUGUUAAAAAGGCAAUUCUAUCAGCAAAUGUUUUUGACUGUGAACAAAAAAAGUUGCCAAAAAUUAAAGAUCCCAACAGACCAGCUUAUAAUUUCCCCAGAAUUCUAGGAAUCACUGAUAGAAGGAGGAACCAAAUAUUAACAAAUAAGCUGCUACAACUUGUGGAAAAAAGUAGUGAUUCUGAUGUGACUCAGUCCAAAUAUGUAGUAAAUGAUGUUGAAAGUAACAUUACAUUUAACAAGGAAGGAGAUCUUAUACAGUUUCAAGAGCUGUCACAUAUCCUAGUUACAUCAAAUAAGCCAGUGAAACACUCUGUGGAGAAUGAUAUUCCAUUUGUAGAGAUACCAGACUUGUUCCCUGUCAAACAUACUGUUACUCUGCCCCCAGAACAUUUUUACAAAGAAGAUAGUUCUUACCCAUUCCAACCAUCAGUAAGUGUAUGUCACCCCCACACAACAUGGCUGCAUUACAAUGCAACUGAAGUUAGUAAUGUUUAUGAAACACCAGUAACACCUCACCAAAUACUUGGAAGAUCUUUGACACACGCCUUUACUAUCGCCAGUGCUUAUGCUAAGCAGUUAUAUGGGGAAGACACAAAAGAUUUGCCAGAGCCAGUAUACAUAAACUGUAUACAAACUGAUGCCCAGAAUUACCACUUUGGUGUGUUAGAACUGAACACCUUAGAUGUUGAUGGCACAGAAGGCACAAAGAAUGUGUGGUACUGUAAAAACAACUUGAAGUUGUAUGACUCAAGCAGAUACUUUAGUGGAAUGCCAGUAUUGGAAAAUUACAACAACAAGGUGUAUGGAUACAUAAAUGCCUUUUAUAACAGUUAGAAUUUUGAGUUGUUAUAAAUUCAUAAGUGUAAUUAAAUAAUUUAUAGCAAUGCCGACUUAUUACUUAGAAUAUAGAAAAUAAGAAUAAAUGAACACAAUAUA
Manduca sexta (tobacco hornworm) is the source of this 1461-nucleotide messenger RNA. RefSeq names its product 39S ribosomal protein L37, mitochondrial (gene mRpL37). Bases 127 to 1359 code for a protein of 410 amino acids. The record is from RefSeq and is a predicted model, not a curated record. Lineage: Eukaryota; Metazoa; Arthropoda; Insecta; Lepidoptera; Sphingidae. The transcript is spliced from 5 exons. Gene Ontology annotation, cellular component: mitochondrion.